Molecule: messenger RNA, 2556 nt
Organism: Apiotrichum porosum
Lineage: Eukaryota; Fungi; Basidiomycota; Tremellomycetes; Trichosporonales; Trichosporonaceae
Gene: NOP9
Product: Nucleolar protein 9
Exons: 3
Coding region: 1-2556 (851 amino acids)
Biological process (GO): ribosomal small subunit export from nucleus; endonucleolytic cleavage to generate mature 5'-end of SSU-rRNA from (SSU-rRNA, 5.8S rRNA, LSU-rRNA); endonucleolytic cleavage in ITS1 to separate SSU-rRNA from 5.8S rRNA and LSU-rRNA from tricistronic rRNA transcript (SSU-rRNA, 5.8S rRNA, LSU-rRNA)
Cellular component (GO): preribosome, small subunit precursor; 90S preribosome; nucleolus
Molecular function (GO): RNA binding
Source: RefSeq, a predicted model, not a curated record
AUGCCCAAGGAACAGAUCAGGAAGCGCGGAAAGCGCAAGCCCAAGACCGAGGAGGGCGCCGACGCCGCCGCCGCUGCCGCCGCCGCCGCGCCCGCCCCGGCACUGGCCGCACGCCCCGCACCACCGCCGCGCUCGUACGCGCCCCCCGCCGCCCACGGUGCACCCCAGUACACGGCCGAGGAGGAGGCCGAGGCCGCCGCGGCGGGCAUCCACCCGUCGCGCCUGGCAUUCAUGAAGACGGGCCAGCGGCCGCCUGCGCCGCCGCGCCAGCCGCCUGUGCAGCGUGAGGGCGGCGAGGGCGGCGGUGAGGGCGGUGAAGGAGGCGAAGCCGGUGGCGAGGACGGCGAGAAUGGCCCUGCGGACUGGACGCGCGGCGACCGUACCGAGUCCGAGUUCCCCUUUGGCGUGCUGGACCCGGACGUCAAGGCGUACUUCCGCAACGUCGAGGAGCAGAUCAAGGACUGGGAAGGCGUCGGCAGCGACGGCGAGGAGCGUGAAGACCGCCAGCUGUUCCUCACGUCUGUGCUGUCCGAACUGCGCGGGCACGAGCUGCAGGUCUCCACCGACCCCGAGACGUCGGUCGUGCUCGAGCGCCUCCUGCCGUCGCUCAACGACUGGGGACGCCGCGUGAUCGGCGACGCGGUCGGCGACAACUGGGCGACGCUCAUCCGCCACCGCUUCGGAAGCCAUGUCGCGCAGACAUGGCUCACGCUCGCUGCGGCCACCAUGGAUCGUGAGGCGCGCGGCAUCUUCCCGGCCCAGCACAAGGAGCAGGAGAAGAACAAGAAGGACGACGAAGGCGUGCUCCCGACCGCGGGCGAGGAGGUGACCACGCUCGUCAACGGCAUCCUCCCGACCCUGCCGCUGCUGCUGUCGUCGCCGCACGCGUCGCCGCCUGUCCGUCUCCUCCUCCUCGUCCUCACGCCCAACCGUGCGCUCCCGUCCCUCGACGCGGCGGACGGCACCGGCGCCGGCGGCGACCUGGUGCGUUCCAAGCGUUCGGGCAAGUUCCGCAAGGGCCAAGGCGUGCAGGGCAAGAGCAUCCUGGGCGACGACGACGAGACCAGCAAGGGCAAGGGCAAGGCGGCGGUCGACGAGGCCCGCGCCGUCCCCGCCGACGUCGCGCUCCUCCGCCGCACGAUCCGCGAGGAGGCCAUGGCCAAGCUGUCGUCUGUCGAGUGGCAGUCGAUGGGCGCCGACAAGGUCGGCAGUGCCGCUGUGCAGCUCCUGCUCGAGGCCGAGCGCGAAGACGGCGACGCCGAAACCGACGGCAGCCUCCUGGACAUUGUGACCGAGGGCCUUGUGGCCGCGCUCAACGCCGACGAGCCCCCCGUCGAGAAGCCGUACCUCUCCGCCAUGCUCGUGUCGCCCACGGGCACGCGCCUGUUCGAGGCGGUCCUCAAGCUCGCCCCGGCCCGCGUCUCGACGGCUGUCUGGGACACGUACUUUACGGGCAAGCUCGGCAAGCUCGCCGGCCACCCGUUUGCCAACUUUGUGGUCGCGCACGGCGUGUCGCGUCUCGACAGCGAGGGCGUGCGCGCCGUCGCCAAGGAGGUCCAGUCCGUCUCGGGCGGUAGGGGCCUGGUCAAGACGAGCCGCACCAGUGUGCUUGCCGCGCUGGCCGAGCGUGCUGCCUCGCUCGAUGCCGACGCGCAGACCGCCGUCGUCACCCUCGUCCAGUCGGCCGUCGACGUAAAGGACAAAAAGGACCUGCUCGUCCCGGCCCUCAUGGCGCUCAAGACGGUGCCGUUCUACGAGGCCAUCCUCACCGGCGGCGAGAUGCCCGACGAGGACGACGACCGUCCCGCGGGCAUCGUCGACAACAGCGCCGAGGCAAAGGCCGCGGCCCUCGCGUCCCGCUCGGCAUGGGAGAACCGCCGCAACGCCCGUCCGACAGGCAAGCUCGAGCCCAACAUGCAGGGCUCGCUCCUGCUGCAGGCCCUCGUCGGCCUCGCCGCCGCCAACGCGCCCGUCCUCGACAGCCUGUUCGCCCAGCCCACCACCACGCUGCUGACGUACGCGUCGUCCCCCGUCGCCUCGCACGUCCUCGACAAGGUCCUCACCACGCCCGCCGUGGCCCCCAAGUACCGCCGCAAGCUGUACAUGGCGUUUAUCGGCUCGUACGAAAAGCUCGCCGUCGACAAGCUCGGCUCGCGCGUCGCCGACACGGUGUGGGCCACCGCCGACGGGUUCAUGAAGGAGAAGAUUGCCCGCAGCCUCAUCCCGCACGCCACGGACCUCGGCGGAGACAGGUACGGCCGCUUCCUCGCGCGCAAACUCGACCUGCACCUCCUCCAGCGCAGGCCCGACGAGUGGCGCCAGGCGCAUAUCGGCAUCAAGCACCACUUUGCACACCAAAAGGAGCAGCCCGCUGCCGCUGCCGCAGCUGCUCCCGCCGCCGAGCCCAAGCCCGAGCUCACCCCGGAAGAGGAGGCUGCAGCGGCCAAGGCGGCGCGGAAAGAGGAGAGGCGCCGGAAGCGCAAGGAGGCCGAAAAGGACGAGAUUGACCACCUGUUUGACGGCAAAAAGGAGAAGAAGCGCACCAAGCGCGAGUAG